Physella acuta is the source of this 861-nucleotide messenger RNA. Its product is annotated as zinc finger protein 768-like. Lineage: Eukaryota; Metazoa; Mollusca; Gastropoda; Physidae. The record is from RefSeq and is a predicted model, not a curated record.
AUGACGCUUAAUAGUCCACGCUUAGCACUUCGUCUAGGUUCAUUUUAUUCUGUAUGUUAUAUAACGAACACUCUCUAUGAUAUAAGGGACCCUGUCCAUGCUAUAAGGGACCCUGUCUUUGAUACAAGGUAUCCUGUCCAUGAUACAAAGGACCCUGUCUUUGAUACAAAGGACCCUGUCUUUGAUACAAAGGACCUUGUCCAUGAUACAAGGUACCCUGUCUUUGAUAUAAAGGACCCUGUCUUUGAUACAAAGGACCCUGUCUUUGAUACAAAGGACCCUGUCCAUGAUACAAUGGACCCUGUCUUUGAUACAAAGGACCCUGUCUUUGAAACAAGGUACCCUGUCUUUGAUACAAAGGACCCUGUCUUUGAAACAAGGUACCCUGUCUUUGAUACAAGGUACCCUGUCUUUCAUACAAAGGACCCUGUCUUUGAUACAAUGGACCCUGUCUUUGAUAUAAAGGACCCUGUCCAUGAUAUAAGGGACCCUGUCUUAGAUACAAGGGACCCUGUCCACGAUACAAGGGACGCUGUCUUUGAUACAAAGGACCCUGUCUUUGAUACAAAUGACCCUAUCCCUGAUAUAAAGGAUCCUGUCCAUGAUACAAGGGACCCUGUCCAUGAUAUAAGGGACUCUGUCCAUGAUAUAAGGGACCCUGUACAUGAUACAAGGGACCCUGUCCAUGAUAUAAAGGACCCUGUCCAUGAUACAAGGAGCACUGUGUUGCAAAGGGGCACUGUCUAUGUAACCUGGGACACAGUCUAUGAUACAAAGGGCACUGUAUGUAAACUCGGGGCACUGUUCAUUGGAGCAAUGCGUAUUUCCCAAUGCGUACUUGAGUACACCACCACUGAAUAA